GUGAUGCGUGGUCAUGUGAUACCUGCCUUUUCCUCCGUAGCUCUGUGUCGAAAGUUGCGAAGUUGCCUCAUUUGCAAACUUUAUAAUUUUUGAAAAUUCGGUUGUUCGCACAAUUAAAACAUGGCUGAACUUAGUUUUUUGAUUCCUAUGACCGUGAUGACACUUUUUUGGUGUAUCGUUGGUGGAGUAGUACCGUGGUUUAUCCCUAAAGGACCAAACAAAGGAGUGAUUGUUACCAUGCUGGUGUUAACUGCAGUGUGCUGCUAUCUGUUCUGGCUGAUUGCUAUUCUGGCCCAGCUGAACCCACUGUUUGGACCAGCUCUCAGCAAUGACACCAUCUGGUACCUGAACUAUCACUGGCCUUAAUCUAGAUUCACUGGACUCCUGACUGAUUGGGUAUUUUUCACAUUAUUCAUUUCAUAUGAAAGAAUAUAAAUAAAAAAAAUCACUUGACAUGGUCUAUAACUCUUUGGUUGUGUCGCUUGGUAUUCGCACCACUCUUCCUCAGCAGUCUUCAUGAUGAAUUCUCUCGUUAGGGAUGGUGUCGAGUCAUUGCUGCACACCAACAGAGAUUCCACCCUUCCAUUCGCCCUCAGAAUCAGAUUCUUGUUUGGUCGUGGUGACAUGACCAUAUUGUGCCUUGUACAAGCCUGUUUCCCAAAGGACUUUUGAGAGAACCUAUUUGAUGUGCUUUACAGAAAUCAAUUUGUGUUGUCGUGUUGUAUAAUUUAUAUUGUUUAAUAGUUUGCUACUUUGCAUACUCUUUGCCAUUAAAAAAUGCUUUACGUUGUCUUUGUUGUUGGUUCUAUUUUUGUAUAUUAAUGAUGAAUGUUCUAUAUUAACUACUCAUAAAUAAAUUGUGAAAUUACCCA
Messenger RNA from Lampris incognitus (smalleye Pacific opah), 872 nucleotides. RefSeq names its product ATPase H+ transporting V0 subunit e1 (gene atp6v0e1). The transcript is spliced from 3 exons. The coding region runs from base 121 to 366 and encodes 81 amino acids. Gene Ontology annotation, biological process: proton transmembrane transport. Lineage: Eukaryota; Metazoa; Chordata; Actinopteri; Lampriformes; Lampridae. Gene Ontology annotation, cellular component: proton-transporting V-type ATPase, V0 domain. The record is from RefSeq and is a predicted model, not a curated record. Gene Ontology annotation, molecular function: proton-transporting ATPase activity, rotational mechanism.